AGAGAGAGAGAGAGAGAGAGAGAGACAGAGAGAAAAUUUGGUGUCCCCAUGGACAGAGGGAGAGACAGAGAUUUAUGGUCUUUCUAUAGACAGAGAGAGCGAGUGUAUGUGUGAGAAGCGGUUUUGGGAUUCGGUAACGUGGACUGCGUUCAGUUGUUGUUGCUCUUCUCCAUACACGAAGAGAAGAAAUUAAAAGCCAAGAAGAAAAAGCGGUUUUUUCCCCCAGGAAAGUGGUUUUGUUGCUGAGAAGACACAGCCGAGAGUGGUUUUGUAACUGAAAAAAGUGAGAAGAAAAAGAGAACACUACAGACCAUCAUCUCUCUGCACUUUCUAUACAAUCUGUUACACCUAUACAUACACACACCUGUACAUAUAGGUAGAGAGAGAGAUGGGUAGGGGGGGGGGGGGUAGAAAUGGAUGGAUAAGAAUUUUGUUGGGUAGUAAAUGGAUCUUGGGUUUGGUUUGUUUGUCCCUGUGAUGAUGAAUGGGGCAGUGUGGAGUGCGUGAAUAGGAUAAGAGUUUUCUUCCUCAACCUUCAUCCUUUCUUGUUUUAUUUUUCCGCUUUGUUUUUUUGGUUUUUGGUUUUGAAAUUCUCUAUUUUGCUCUGUUUUCUGUAAAGGGUGGGAGUCUUUUUGUGUAUUUUUUUUCUGAGCUUGAAUGGCUCAUGUGGAUGUGGGUAUUAGAGGAGGAGUUUCUCAUGGGGUGCAGAGACAAAUUUCAGGCUUGGGAUGUGAUGAUCUGUCACCAGAGCUAUGGAAGUCAUGUGCAGGGCCUUUGGUAGAUGUUCCUAAAGAAGGAGAGAGGGCUUACUACUUUCCCCAGGGUCACAUAGAACAAUUAGAGGUGUCUACAAACCAGGCUUUGACUCAACAGAUUCCUCAGUUUGGUCUUCCUUCGAAGAUACUUUGUCGAGUUGUGAAUCUUCAAUUAUUGGCAGAAGCGGAGAAUGAUGAAGUCUAUGCACAGAUCACUUUACUCCCAGAGGCGGAUCAAACCGAGCCCACCAGUCCUGAUGAAUGCAUCCCUGAUCCACCUAAGCGGAUUGUUCACUCGUUUUGUAAGAUUCUAACGGCAUCGGAUACUAGUACUCAUGGAGGGUUUUCUGUUCUCCGCAAGCAUGCCAAUGAAUGCCUUCCCCCCUUGGUAAUUUCUCUUCAUCUUUGCCUAGCCGAUCCCCCCGCUCUCUGGAUCCUCAUAUUAGCACAUCGUCUUUUCUUGCAGGACAUGUCUCAGGCAACCCCAACACAAGAUUUGAUUGCCAAGGAUCUUCAUGGAUACGAGUGGCGCUUUAAGCACAUAUUUAGAGGUCAACCUCGAAGGCACUUGCUUACGACUGGGUGGAGUACAUUUGUAACCUCGAAGAGGUUAGUUGCGGGUGAUGCUUUUGUAUUCCUGAGAGCUGAUAAUGGGGAAUUGCGUGUCGGGGUUCGUCGUCUUGCUCGGCAGCAAAGUUCUAUGCCUCCGUCUGUGCUAUCGAGCCAAAGUAUGCAUUUAGGAGUUCUUGCUACUGCAUCUCAUGCUAUUAGAACGGAAACCCUUUUUGUUGUGUAUUAUAAGCCGAGAACAAGCCAAUUUAUCAUCGGACUAAACAAAUACCUAGAGGCUAUACGCCAUGGGUUCUCGGUGGGUAUGCGUUUCAGGAUGAGAUUUGAAGGAGAAGAUUCUCCCGAGAGAAGGUUUUCGGGAACAAUAGUUGGGCUGGGAGACAUCUCCUCGCAGUGGAAAGAUUCAAAAUGGCGCUCGUUGAAGAUUCAAUGGGAUGAACCAGCUACUAUUCCUCGCCCGGAUAGGGUUUCACCGUGGGAGAUUGAACCUUUUGUAGCUUCUGCUUCUGCAGAUAUAGUCCAACCCGGGACAAAAACUAAAAGGCCUCGACCCCUUGAACUUCCAUCGAACGAAGAUAAAACGACAUCUGUUGCUUCUCCAUUCUGGUAUUCUGGACCGAAAUCUGCUGGUGAAACCGUAAGCAAUGGUGAUCAAGCUUUCUGGCAGUUGAAGCAGAAAGACCUUAACGGAAGGGCUUGCAAUGAGAGCAGCGUCACCGCUUCUAGGGCUCAUCCGAGUGGAAUGUGGCAACCCCCGAGUGGUUCUGAGACGAUAGAAGACAGCACAAACAUGCCUCCACGGUUGUCGUCUAUUUCUGAAUUCAGUUCUCCCAUCCCGUCAAUUGCAAGCAACGGGGCCUUGCUUGACCAAGUGGACAGGUCCAAAAAGUCGGCUAUCCGUAUAUUUGGAAUCGAGUUUAGCAACGCUGAUAAUUAUCGUCGGGAGAAAGAAACGCCCUGUUCAAAUACCAUGCCAAGUAAUGCCAACGCUGUUUGUGAUGCAAAUGGAGUUGGUGCAGUUCAGAAAUCAGAGCAUCUUAAGUCCUCACGAGAAAUAAAACUAGUGGAGGCAUCGCUUAAGGAUACGCUAAGCAAACCAUCCGUUACUACUUCGAGAACUUGCACUAAGGUGCAAAUGGAAGGCUCUCGUUUUGGACGAGCGGUUGAUUUGACAACAAUGAAGGACUACGAUGACCUCUUAAACGAGCUCGAGGAAAUCUUUGAACUUAAAGGCGAACUUUGCCCUCGAAGCAAGUGGGAGGUCAUAUACGCGGAUGACGAGGGAGAUAUGAUGCUCGUAGGCGAUGACCCAUGGCCGGAGUUCUGCAAAAUGGUGAGGCGGAUCUUCAUAUGCUCAAGCGAGAAAGUGAAGAAGAUGAGUAGCAAGUGUAAGCUUCCUUUGUUGUCUGACGAGGGUGAAGUGACAAUAGUUAGCUUAGAAUCAGAGCUAAAAUCCGAAGGGUGAUAUAUAGUUCCUCGAUUUAUCCGGGAAAGGGUCUCUGAAUAAUAUGUACUAGUAGAAGUUUGUUUCCGAUUUCGUUUUUUUCUUGCUCAUAAAGAAUUUAGGAGCAAAUCAGAAUGCACAGGGUGAUAGAUGUAAGAAAUGUGAAUACCAACCUAGUGGUUUGUGAGGACUGAUAAAAGAGUAAUGGGGCUUGUUUGUUUCAGUCUAAAUGGAACAAUUGUAGACAUUGUUGCCUGUUCAUGGCAAAACAAUAUCUUUUGGGGUUUUUUAAAAUUUAUUUUUGGUAAGUGGAUAGUUGCAUUUGAAUAAAA
Ipomoea nil (Japanese morning glory) is the source of this 3101-nucleotide messenger RNA. Its product is annotated as auxin response factor 11-like. The record is from RefSeq and is a predicted model, not a curated record. NCBI's taxonomy places the organism in Eukaryota, Viridiplantae, Streptophyta, Magnoliopsida, Solanales, Convolvulaceae. The coding region runs from base 658 to 2790 and encodes 710 amino acids. Gene Ontology annotation, molecular function: protein binding; DNA binding. Gene Ontology annotation, biological process: regulation of DNA-templated transcription; response to hormone. The transcript is spliced from 14 exons. Gene Ontology annotation, cellular component: nucleus.